CAAAAAAAAAAAAAGCAGUCAGUAAUGCUCAAAACUAACAAAAAAAAAAUGGAACUCAGCUUCCCCUCAUUUACUCUAGGCCCUGUUUUUAUAAAGGUAUAUUUUUUUUUUCUACAAAGAGAAGAUCAUGUUUUCACGUACAACAUUAAGAUCAACAUCACGAUGUAUUUCACUAACCAGUAACCAAAUUAGAAACUAUGCUUCCAAAAAUAAAUUCAAGGUGAAAGAGAAUCCUGAUGCAGUUAAAUUAUCCGAUGCUGUCAACAUUUUAAAAGCCAUAGAAGUUGGUAACCCUAGUCAUCAAAUCGAAGCUCACAUUCAAUGUAAAAUCGAAAAGUCAACACCUCUAAUUCGAGGCUCGCUCGUUUUACCAAAAAGUAUUAAACAAGAAGCAACAAUUCUUGUAUUUGCAACAGGGAAAAAAGCAGAAGAAGCCAAAGCAGCAGGUGCUCAAUAUGUAGGUGGUGACGAAAUGAUUGAAAAAGUACAGGCUGGUGAACUCAAGUUCGAUAAAUGUAUUGCUACACCUCAAAUGUUCCCUUCUGUCACUAAAAUUGCUCGUAUUUUGGGUCCAAAGGGCUUAAUGCCUACUGUUAAAAAGGGCACUGUUACGGAUGAUAUCUUAGGAACGGUUCGUAAAUCAAAGAGUUCAUUUGAUUUUAAAGCAGAUAAGCAGGGUGUUUUGCAUACUGGUAUUGGUCGAAUAAACUUUGAAAACAAUGAGAUUGAAGCAAACCUCAAAGCUAUUCUUGAAGAAUUGAGAGUAUUUGGAAAAGCUAAUAAUUUAAAAGCAAUUAUUCAAAACGUCGUGCUCUCCUCUACUCGUGGUCCCGGUAUUGUUGUUUCCAAUGGACAAGCACUUUAAGUAUACAAUUAUUUAACAUGUCAAGCUUAUAUAGAUAAUAAAAAAAAAUGAUAUACGUAAAUUUGUAAUUAUAAAAC
Molecule: messenger RNA, 942 nt
Organism: Cokeromyces recurvatus
Lineage: Eukaryota; Fungi; Mucoromycota; Mucoromycetes; Mucorales; Mucoraceae
Product: ribosomal protein L1-like protein
Exons: 4
Coding region: 128-865 (245 amino acids)
Biological process (GO): translation
Cellular component (GO): large ribosomal subunit
Molecular function (GO): structural constituent of ribosome; RNA binding
Source: RefSeq, a predicted model, not a curated record